Impatiens glandulifera is the source of this 1272-nucleotide messenger RNA. RefSeq names its product probable transcription factor At1g11510. The record is from RefSeq and is a predicted model, not a curated record. Gene Ontology annotation, biological process: regulation of DNA-templated transcription. Gene Ontology annotation, cellular component: nucleus. The transcript has a single exon. Bases 76 to 1188 code for a protein of 370 amino acids. NCBI's taxonomy places the organism in Eukaryota, Viridiplantae, Streptophyta, Magnoliopsida, Ericales, Balsaminaceae.
GAACCCCAAUCGCCCAUUUUCUCUCUUUUUGGCUUUUGAUAGAACCCUAACCCUAACUCCAAAUACCUACAAAUCAUGGCUGCACAUACUCGUCGUAAAGCUGCUGAGGCGGAGAAAGAAUCAAGGGAACGUUCAUCGUCCGACGAAGAAGAUUCCGAUUCGGAAUCUGAAGGAAAUAUGAAUAACCGGCCUCCACCAAAGAAGCUGGUAACCUCUCUUCCCCACAAGUCUACUGACGACUACGAAGAUGCGUCCGAUUCCGACAAUGAUUUACAAUCUAACCCGAUUCCCAAGUCAGUACCUGAAGUAAAUCUUGUUUCUACCAAAAAGCCCAACGGAGAAUCCUCCUCGCAUGCGGGAAAGAAUACCAGAUCUUCGAAAAAGAGGCCGGCAGAGUCUUCCCCUCUAAACAAGGGAAAUGAUUCAAAGAAGUCUAAGAAGAAGAAGAAGAAUGAACAGGAGCAGGAGCAGGACGCUGAUGAGAAUGUAGAAUGUGAAAACAUGGAAAAUAAAGUCGAUGACGCUAAAAAACAGCUGUUUCAACGGAUAUGGAGCGAAGAAGAUGAGAUUGCAAUAUUGAAUGGAAUGAUCGACCAUGGUGAAAAUGAAGGGAUUAAUCCAGCUACAGUGGAUAUGUCCUCUUUGUACGACUCAAUCAGAGAUUCAAUUCAGGUACAAGCCAGUAGAAGCCAAUUAACUGACAAAGUCAAGAAGCUGAAGAAGAAGUUUUUGACAAAUCUGGAGAAAAGCUACAACGGUAUUGAUAGAACUUUUGCAAAAGAUCAUGACCAGAAGUGUUAUGAUUUAUCCAAGAAGAUAUGGGGAACUACUGCAGGUAAAGUAACUCUUAACGCCAAGGUGUCUAGGAAUAGGAAAGGGAAAAAUGCUGUUGAAGCUAAAGCCAAAAAAUCUAAUUUGGAGGAGAAGAAGAGUGUACCCACUGAUAUGGAGGUUGAUCGUGCUGCUGUUGCUCCAUCCAAUGUUGAACCUUUCUGUAUAGGUUCGUUCUUGGAAAAGAAAAUUGAGGAAUACGCGUCUGAGCUGAUUACAGGUGAGAGGAAGUUAGAAUUGGACAGUGUGUUCAGGCAAUUACAAGUGGAGGAGGCACAGGUUUACUUGCAUCGCCUUGACUACAUGCGUAGGAAGACAAUUCUGUUGUUGGAAGCAUUGGGUUCCAACACUAAUUAAGUAAUAGGUAAAUACUUUUAAGACAUAUUGAUGAUGGUUUCUUUUAGGUUAUGAAUAUUUUGCAUAAUUUGGAAGUGUAGGUUG